AUGGAACCUCGCGCAGAAGAUGAAAAGCCGAACGAGGACGACGCCGUGAAGCCUACCUCGGAAGUUGACAAGGCUGCCCCUGAUACCGGCAUCGACGACGAUACCGGUACUGGUACCGAUGACACGAAAAUUGAGGAAUUUCGAGUGUCGCUCUUGAAGAAGAACAAAUCAUGGUGGAAGGACCGGUUGAAGAAAGUAAAGCCUCAGUAUCGUUUGCACACAGAGAAGCAGGUCUUACAGUGGUCUCUGCUGGCGUUGAGAUUGGGAAGCUUAGCUGAUGCCAUCUCGUCAACGAUCCUGACACCCAACUACCCCUUCAUGACUUCGCCUGGGAACCACCCAGAUUCAUUUACUUCAACUGCUCCAUUUGAAUUUACUGCAGCCUUAUACUUUAUUCCAAUGACAAGCAUGGUCGGUUCGGCCAUUUCAUCAGCUUUCAUUGGAGGUUGGAGCGACAAGUAUGGGCGACGUCCAUUUUUGCUCUUGUGCGUGGGUGUUUCCAUCUUUGGAUGCAUUGCCAAGUACUUGGCUCGGGGUAGCUUUUGGGGCUUCUGCAUUGUGAACUUCUUCAACGGGCUUUUCUCCAGCACUCUCACAGUGGCUUUGGCUUAUGUAAGCGACGUGCAUCCUGGACGGGCCGAGAAGGAUGGCGAAAUUGGUCAACUAGUUGGUCUGAAUAUGCUUGGCAUCACGGGUGGAGGAAUCAUCGCUAUUCUGAUGGAGAGCACAGGAUUGUUUACUCCUCUCUUUGUUGGGGCAGCGCUUAAUGCUGUGGCGUUUGCCUUCAUGUUCCUCUAUUUGGUUGAGCCGGAUGAAUCCCUGCACUUCACAGAAACCGUAAGCGAGGAAGACAAAGUCGGGCCUUCUACUUUGGAUGUCAAGCUGAUGUCCAACGUGAUUGCUGGAGCUGUUGUUGACAACAUUGGAUCGGCCGGAUUGUAUCCCAUGGCUCUGGCUCCACUAAUGUUUGAAACUUACUACGGGAACUUCAAAGUCCUGGAGCUUACGCCCGUCAUGAAUGAGACGGCCUACAAGUGGAUCACAAUGCUCCUUGCUCUAACCGUUGUCUUUGGAGCUGCAAUGUCAACGCCAGUAUUUCAAUGGGUUGGUCCUGCCGUUGCCUGUGUUGCGGCAAACUUGGUAACUGCCGCCGGUAUUUCAAGCUGCAUCUUGAUUGCACAACAGAUUGCGGCUACGCGUGGUAGCUUCAUUGGCUACGUUCUGUUUCUCUAUGCCAUCAAUCCAUUCACGGUACUCUCCAACCUUUCCACGGGACCAAUGCUUGAUCGAUUGUCACCGCAUGAUCGUCGAGGAUUUGUUCAGGGUAUCAACGUUACCGUGAUGAACCUUGCUCGAUCUGUCAGUCCUUUUGCCUUGGGAGCUUAUGCGGAUGCCGUGGGGACGACUUGGUGCAUGUGGACCUGUGUGUUUAUAAGUGUCCUGGCAGCCGUCGUCAAUGCUCCAUUAAUGUUCUCACCCGCGUUGGCCGUCCACAAAGCCGCUUCCGAAGAGCAUGUGGGAGGCGAAUACACGGCGCUGGAUACAGAGGAUACUGAUCAAGUGCAUCAGGUUAUGCAGGGCGACUGGGUGCCCACCAAGCUACUUUCAGAGCUCAACGAGCAUCGCUUUAGCGCUGGCUUGCCCUUUCUUUUGCCACCCAUCAGAUCCUACCAGGAGGAUAAACCCAACCUCUGCACUCUGUACAAGCAUAGUCGUGAGGACUUUGAAUUUCAGCAUUUUCGACAAUACUACUACCUCAGCCUUCAGGAUACCCCAGAAAACAAACGAAGAGUCGUGGAGCAUCUCCGCCAGUCUUGCCCUUCCAAAGAGGUUCAGAAGGAACGGGCAGAUGUAAUCGGAGAUUGGUGUGGUGAGUAUCUCUUCGAAAAUGGCUACUUCCUGGACGGUGGGCAGGUUAACUUGAUGAAACAAAUGAUCAUGCUGGCCUUCCCCAGGAUCAACGCCGACGGGGAAAUGACUGAGCAGAACAUCAGUGAAACUACUGUGCGCUUUGCCAAGGUUCUCAAUGAGUACUUCCUCAAGUCGCAACCAACACAAGCUGCACAGGCAUUCCGAAAUAGCGUCGUCAUGUGA
Molecule: messenger RNA, 2094 nt
Organism: Seminavis robusta
Lineage: Eukaryota; Bacillariophyta; Bacillariophyceae; Naviculales; Naviculaceae
Source: the annotation of a GenBank genome assembly